UAUAUAUACAUGUGGCGGCUAGAGCUUGCUUCACUAAGUAGCUUAUUGCUUUGCUUUUACCAAUGGCCAACGUUUUCAGGAGCACCGGUUCAGUUCUAGGGGUCAUGGACGACAUGGCAAGGAUGCCCUUUAAUACAAUACCACAAAAGUAUAUUCGCCCUGAACGAGAACCUCUAAUUCAAACCCAUCGUCACUCCAUUCCUUUGCCAACCAUUCCCGUAUUUGACUGGAAAAGCUUCCUGGAUCCUGCAAAUGACAGAGACACUCAACUUCACAACUUGUUCUCAACCUGCAAGGACUGGGGUUUCUUUCAGGUGGUAAACCAUGGAGUGAGCACUGAGCUCCUAGGGAAACUGAAGAUCGAGAUCGAGAAAUUCUUCCAGCUCCCCAACGAAGAGAAGAAGAAGUACCAAAUCAGACCAGGCGAUGUUCAAGGUUAUGGAACUGUCAUCAGAUGCAAAGAUCAAAAGCUGGACUGGGGAGACAGAUUCUACGCCGUGAUCAACCCUCUUCGUAGAAGAAAACCAUAUCUGGUCCCAGAACUACCUCCGUCACUCAGGGAUACCCUGGAGACAUACUUCAAGGAGGUGAGGAAACUUGCAAUGGGACUUUUUGGACUACUGGCAGAAGCAAUAAAGAUAGAGAUGAAGGAGAUGGGGGAACUGUUCGAGGACGGGAUGCAGUCGGUAAGGAUGACAUACUAUCCUCCAUGUCCAGAGCCAGAGUUAGUAGUAGGGCUCACACCACACUCAGACGCGACAGGGAUAACGAUACUUCAUCAGGUGAAUGGAGUGGAAGGUCUGGAGAUAAAGAAAGAUGGGGUUUGGAUCCCAGUGAGGUUUCUGGCAGAUGCCUUUGUAGUUAACGUUGGAGACAUCAUGGAGAUUCUCAGCAACGGGGCAUACAGCAGCAUAGAGCACAGAGCAGCGGUGAACAAAGAAAAAGAGAGAAUCUCCAUUGCCAUGUUUUUCAACCCCAAGUUUGAGGCCGAGAUCGGGCCUUUCAAAAGCUUGAUAACUCCCGAGAACCCGGCUCUGUUCAGGAGGAUUCUAAUGGAAGAUUACUUCAAAGACUUCUUCUCCCAGAAUCUAAACGGCAAGUCCCACUUGGAGAGGAUGAAAAUCAAAAGCGGAGAAUAAUCAAACACUUGAUGAUCGGUGCCCUCAUUUUUAGGAUGAAAGAUUUAGCUUUAAAUCUACUACAUCUGAUCUCUGCCACUUUAUUGUAAAGCAUUAAUAAUUUUAAGUUUGAUGAGCGUAUUUAGUGGGCCUUAAUUUCCUAGUAAGGAUGAUAACCGUCUGCUGGCUAGUUGAUGUUACGUCGGCGAAAGUGCAUCCAUUUGUUGAAUUAAUCACCUGAUGAAUGUAAUUUCACUAUUUGGGAUCACAUGCUUAAUUAUUUCUGAUU
Molecule: messenger RNA, 1407 nt
Organism: Prosopis cineraria
Lineage: Eukaryota; Viridiplantae; Streptophyta; Magnoliopsida; Fabales; Fabaceae
Product: oxoglutarate-dependent flavonoid 7-O-demethylase 1-like
Exons: 4
Coding region: 63-1139 (358 amino acids)
Source: RefSeq, a predicted model, not a curated record